AUGGCAAAAAGAAGUUUACAAACCUCAUUAUCUAAUUUUUUAGUUAAAAAGCCAAAAUCUUCGACCGAAUCAGCGAAAGAAGCUGCAAGUUGCAGCCAUACAGGUACAGCCAAUUCAAUGUUGCAUACAGAUGAAAUACCGACAAUUCCGGAAAAUAAUAUUCAUGAGUUAGACAUCGGUUGGAGUUUUGAUCAAAAACUAAACCAUGAUUUUAAGUAUAAACUCUUGACGGCUGUGUGGGUUCCAGAUGAAAAAUAUAACUUUCCCAUUUCCAAAAAAAGAAACUUAAAAUUUCAAUUAAGUUGGCUAAAACGUUUUCAGUGGCUUAGCUAUACCGCCAAAGGUGACCAAGGUGCAGUGUGUAGGUAUUGUGCAGUUUUUGCACGCGAAUUUAGUGGAAAAGGAGAUCAUCAGAAGCUUAAUGCAUUAGUUGCAAAACCUUUUAAUAACUGGAAAGAUGCUAUUGAGGUAUUUAUCCAACACGGUAAAGCUGUCUAUCACGAAAAUAACUCCGUUUUUGCCGAUAAUUUUAUAGCAACUUUUAAUAGAUCUACGCCUGAUAUUAUGAUGCAACUCGAUUCUAGCCGUUCUAAGCAAAUUUCAGAAAAUAGAAGAAAACUAGCACCUAUAAUUGAGACAAUUAUCUUGUGUGGGCGUCAAGAGCUAGCUCUACGAGGAACUUCUGAUUCUGGGCCAUUAAAUUUGAAUCAACCCACUCAUAAUGAUGGAAAUUUCAGGGCUUUGCUGCGUAUGCGCCUCUCAUGUGGUGACAAAAAUUUAAUUGAUCACAUUCAAGGCCAGUCGUUAAACACAAUGUACAUAAGCCCAAUAAUUCAAAAUAAUGUUAUCAAAAUUUGUGCCGAAAUAAUACAACAAAAAAUUGUACUUAAAAUAAAGAGAGCAAAAUUUUUCUCUAUUCUAAUGGAUGAAACUACAGAUAUUUCCCGUACUGAGCAGUUAUCCCUUUGUGUAAGAUACAUAGAUUUUAAUGAAGAAAUCGAAAACCAAUCCUACACAUUGCGAGAAGAUUUUUUGCAAUUUGUAGCUAUUCAUAAUACUACUGGUAAGAAUUUAGCGACAGUAAUGUUAGAAAGUUUACAAGAACUUGGAAUAGAUUGCACUUACUUAGUUGGACAGGGGUAUGAUGGAGCUGCUGCAAUGAGUGGCAGUUUUAAAGGCGUACAGGCUAUAAUAAAAGAAAAAUACCCGGCAGCAAUGUACGUGCACUGUAGUGCUCAUUCUUUAAAUUUAGCUCUUGCCCAUUCAUGUAAGGUUCAGAGUAUUAGAAAUUGCAUUGGAACAAUAAAAUCUAUAGCAAAUUUUAUAAAAAUACCAGCUAAGCGCACUGAGAUAUUAAAAAUUAAAAUAAAAGAACAUGUUCCAAAUACUAAAUGGACUAAGUUGACAUCCAUGUGUGAAACACGGUGGGUGGAAAAUCAUGACGGACUAAUAAGGUUUACUGAAGUUUUUAAACCAAUUGUUGAAACACUAGAAGAUCUAAAACUAGUAAAAGACAUCGAAACUUCCUCAAAAGCUUUGCAAUUUCUUCGGGCGAUUAUGACUAGUGAGUUUAUCAUCAGUAUGUUAACUGCGUCCACUUUAUUUGCUUUUACUCUACCUUUAUGCAGAAUUUUACAGUCUGUGGAUUUUGAUCUAAUAAGUGCUGUUGAGCAUGUGGAUACUGUUAUUAGUCAGGUAAGGAAUAUGAGACUUAAUAUAGAUCAGGAAUUUAGCAAUAUUUUUAAAAAAUCUGAAACACUUAUAAAGUCUGUAGAUGACCAAGAGUGCAUAAAAAUUCCAAGAAUAGUUGCACGUCAGCAAAAUCGUCCUAAUGUCAUGGUAGCCACUGCAGAAGAAUAUUUUCGAAUUACAGUUGCAAUUCCCUUUUUUGACGAUUUUAUCGAAGAAUUGACUGAAAGAUUUGCAAAUCAUAAAAAAUCACUUUCAUCAUUAUAUUUUCUAGUGCCAACUAUGUGCGUUACACACAAAGUAAAAAUAGAAGACUUUUCUUUAUAUGAAGAAUUUUUGGACUUUGAUACCUUAUCUGCAGAGUUAAAGUUAUGGAAACAAAAAUGGACUGACUUGCCUCAAGCUGGAAGACCAAAAAAUGCUAUUGACGCAUUAUCAGCAUGCAAUCGAUCUAUAUUUCCUAAUAUACAUAUUCUUUUAAAAAUUCUUGCUACAUUACCUGUAUCUACAGCUUCAUCGGAAAGAUCAUUUUCAUUAUUGAGACGUUUAAAAGACUAUUUGCGGAAUUCAACUGGUCAAGAACGUCUAACAGCUUUGUUGCUAAUUUUGCAUCUUUCAAAAGGCCAGGAUAAUUUUGGUUUUAACAAUUUUAACCCAAACAGUCCAAUAGCGAAUAGAAGACAGUUUCCAAAUCCCGGUUUUAGACAAAACCAAGGUUUUGGAGGCUUUGGGCAAAUCCAAGGAUUUAGUCAAAACCAAGGCUUCGGUCAAAACCAAGGCUUCGGUCAAAACCAAGGCUUCGGUCAAAACCAGGGAUUCGGUCAAAACCAAGGCUUCGGUCAAAACCAGGGAUUUGGUCAAAACCAAGGCUUCGGUCAAAACCCAGGCUUUGGUCAAAACCAGAGACCCGGUCAAAAUCAACGACCCGGUCUAAAUCAAAGACCGUCUCAAAACCAAAAUACCAGCAGACCUGGUAAGAGACCAAGCCCUUUCGAUGCCCUGUUUUUCCCUGAUGCACCUUUAAAUAAUGUCGUUGAUCCACAAGAAUUUACCACCCAAAGAUCCCGUACCACCACUCCAAGAACUGGAAGCACUACCGUUGAAAUUCCCGGUAUGGGAACCACCCAAUCUCCGUGCGAAGACAGAUGCAUGACAACGUCGCAAUAUAAUCCGCUUUGUGGGACUAAUAGAAUAACCUAUAGCAACCCCCAAAGGUUGGCUUGCGCCCAAAAUUGUGGAAUAAAUGUCAAUAUGCUUCACGCUGGUGCAUGUCCAAGAACGGUUAUAGCCGGUUGAAAAAAAAAUGUGUUAUUUUAAAUAAUUUGUAACCUUAAAAUAAAAAAAAACAAGACUGCAUUAAAUUUUAUAAUUCAAACUUAAAAAUUAACUGGUUUAUAAACUUUUAUUAACUCACCUAAAUAUUAUGAACUUAUAUUUAAAUAAAAGACUGAAUAAAAAUG
Brassicogethes aeneus is the source of this 3149-nucleotide messenger RNA. The record is from the annotation of a GenBank genome assembly. Lineage: Eukaryota; Metazoa; Arthropoda; Insecta; Coleoptera; Nitidulidae.